UUCUUCCUCCUCCUCCUUAGCUCCGCCUCACACCGACACAACCGACACAGACCCGCUAUCCCUCCACACACACGGGCACGGACACACACACUGACGGACACACGCACGGAGCGGGACUGAGCGGAGCUGCGCCCCCGGACAGGAGCACUGAUGACCGUUGGACGAUGGGACGUGUCAAGUUCCUGAACAAGCUGUGUUAACCGAAGGAAACCGAAGCGUCUCUGGCAGCGGCAGCAGGACGAGUUGUGUAGAGUCAGAGCUCACAGGUUGCUGAAGGACACGGGUCGUCAUGCAGACUAUAAAGUGUGUGGUUGUGGGUGACGGCGCUGUGGGGAAGACCUGCCUCCUCAUCUCCUACACCACCGGAGCUUUCCCCAAAGAGUACAUCCCCACUGUGUUCGACAACUACAGCAGCCAGGUGACGGUGGACGGCCGGAUCAUCAGCCUGAACCUGUGGGACACGGCGGGUCAGGAGGAGUACGACCGGCUGAGGACGCUGUCCUACCCACAGACCAACGUCUUCGUCAUCUGCUUCUCCAUCUCAAGCCCCGCCUCCUACGAGAACGUCAAACACAAGUGGCACCCAGAGGUGUUCCACCACUGCCCCGGCGUUCCCAUCCUCCUGGUCGGCACGAAGAGCGACCUCCGGAGCGACGCCGAGAUUCAGAGGAAGCUGAAGGAGCAGAACCAGACGCCCGUCACCCACCAGCAGGGUACCGCUCUGGCCCGCCAGAUCCAGGCCGUGCGCUACCUGGAGUGCUCGGCCCUCAACCAGGACGGCAUCAAGGACGUGUUCACCGAAGCCGUGAGGGCGUUCCUCAACCCCCAGCCCACCGUCAGCAAGAAGCUCUGUGUCCUGCUGUAGAGACUGGUCCAAGGAUUCACGCUAAAGAUGUGUUUUUUUAAAGUUUGGUUAGAGUUUUAUCUUGUGAUUAAAAAAAGGGAAGGUUUGAAUGGAGGAGGAGCUGAAAACAUGUCAACUGUCCACCUUAGUCCGUAACAGGAUGAACAUCAUGACUGAGGAUCUGGCGUCAGAUCAGGGAUUAAAGUUAAUAUUCCCAACUGAAAAUCUGCACGAAAGUUAAAUUCGAACUAGAAACACCCUCACUUGGCUUCCCUUCAACUUUAAUUCUGCUUCAGAUUUUCCAAAGAUUCCUGCAGAUUAAAGCGAUUUUAUGUUGCUUUUCAAACACACUGAACCAGAUCAUUCCAUCUAAAAUCAUCACGUUUUUAGCAGAUAUUCAUUUCAGUUGGCCUGAAUUCUUUACAGAACUAAAAUAUAUAUAUAUAUUAUUAAUGACAUAUGUGAAAUACUUUCUGAGAUCUAGUUUAUUUCUUUUCUAAUUUACAGUCAACCCACUUUUAGCAGUCAUUUUUAAAAAUAUGAGGCUGUUUGAAGAAGAAUGUCUCAGGAACUAUUAAAGAUAAAAGCUUGAAUAUUUAAUGUAGUUUCUCAUCACGCCAAUGACUGGAAAUCUGCAAUAUAUAAAUACUCAAAUAGAUCAAAUAAGAUCAAAAUAAAUGACUAAAUAUGUCGCUGCAUGUUACAAUAAUACAAAACUAAAUAUAUCGAAUGGCUUUAAUUGAAAUGCUGGAUCUCAAAAAUUAAAAAUAAAGUUAUUGUCAUUAAAUUGAUUAAAUACAGGUAGACAGUCUGAGUUCUGGAGUUUUUCCAAAUAUAACUAAGAAAAUCAAUAACAUUAAUAGAAAUUACACAGAAAAUGUCAGGCUUUUAUAUUUAAUAGCUUCUGAGAUAUUCUAAUUCAACUUUAAACGUGAAAAAACAUGCUGAAAGUGGGCUGAUGGUUAAUUUAAUGCCGUCACACAGAGAAGAAAGUUCCUGAGAAUCCUUCUGUUUUUACCUUUCCUUCAGUUUCUCGCUGAUCCACUGAUAUUUGUUUGUACAUCCAGAAACACUGCAAAAGGAGCUGCUCAUCGUCAAUUCUGCUGCUUUGAGUGUGACUAAAAGCAAACAGAAACAGACUAAAAAAACGUGCCUCACAUUGUGCCUCACACUGAAAAAAACUCCGGAUCUUUACGACUGUAGAACAAAUUACAUUCGUGCAAGUAUUUCGAUUGAUUUGGAAGAAGGAUCUGAACUGUUUUCAAAUGAAUCUGAGGGUCGGACAGGGACCAGAUCUAUUAUUUUAAACAAAUAGAGAUUAUUAUUGAUACUGAGAAUUGUGCUUCACUGCACAGAGAGUUUAUAUGUUAGAGGUGUGGCAGCUUUUAGAGAUCAGAUGCUGCAAAUGAAACCCUUUAAAAUGCACUGAAGGUAGGAAGAGAAUUAAAACUUUGAACACUUUCAAGUCUUUCUCAGUGAAGAAAUCAGAGAAUCAGAUGUAGAGAAGAAGCUUAGACACACUUUUUAGAACUCUUAGAUUUUAGAACAGCGUUCAAAAUGCAGUCCCUCCAGGAAUUUGCACUGUUACGAUCGCAAUAAAAAAUUCACGCAGUUUCAACAAAUCUCCAUGAAUUCUGAGCGACCUUGCAAUUUUGUCCAAUCGCUGCAACUUCUCAGCAAUUUUGGCCGACCCCUCCUUGAGUUCCACCAAUCGUAGAAGUCCCCAGCACCCCAAAUUUCAUCGCAACAAAUACGCUGAAAACAUCACAAUUUUUUUUAGACAAGCUGCCACGAAUUCAGGCAGUUUAGGCCGCAACAAUCUCGAAAAAAAAGUCUGUGAAAUCCUGGAGGGACUGAAAAUGAGAGUUUUGAGGAAAAAAAAUGAAUUCUAAGUUUAAAAUCAGGAUUUUGGGUUUAAAAGUCAAAGUCAAAAUUCUGAAUUUAAAUUAGAGAUUCAGAGAAAAAUAUCAGAAUUCUUGUUUUAAUUCAGAUUUCUGAUUUUAGAUUCUGACUUUAAACUGGAUUACUGAGAAAAAUGACCGAAUUCUGGUUUUAAAGUCAGAAUUCUAAAUUUUAAAUCUGAAUUCUGUGGAAAAACGGCAGGAAAUAAGAAAUUAAAAUGACAAUUCUGAGAAAAAAGAAUUCUGAGUUUAAAUUCAGACUUUGUGGAAAAAGGGGAAAGUAACUCUUAAUUUACAACUGGAAUUCAGACAAAUAAGAAUUCUUAUUUUAAAAGUAGAAUUCUAAGCUUAAAUAUAACUUGGAGUAAAAAAAUCAGAAUUUUAUGUUUUUUAAUUGUAUUUCUUUAUAAUUUAAUUUCAUCAAUAUUUAACUAAUAAAAAGUCCGUUUUAAAAAAAUAAGGGAAAUGCCAUGCUUAGUGAGUGGGAAAUCAAAGGAGACGAUGAAGAAGAAAAAGCUCUAAAGAUGAAGUUUGAUGAAAAAAAAACACAAAGAUAUAUGUGUGGAGUUUUGGUGAGAAAGCCUGAAUGUAAACAGAAACUUAGUGAGAAGUUGUGAAGUGAGACGAGUUCAAACAUCCAGUGACACCCAGAGAAAACAUUCAUGAUCCACAAACCAGAGGCAAAAGACCAACAACUGCAAUAAAAAACAAACAUCUGGUUCUUUGCUAGGUCCAAACUUCUGUACACAGAGAUGGCAAAAAAGGGAAGAUUCCAACUAGAACUUCAGCAGGAAACAUCUAAAAGUCUAACAACUGUGCCGUGUUGGCAGUCAACAAGAUCAAAACUGGAUCUUAUCUAGAGUAAAUUCUAGAGUAGCGUCUAGAUUUGAAGUUGACUGGGUCACGCUAAACCUUCAUGCAAGACAACUGGACUUAUAUUAAUUUACUGUUUCUGGGUGGAACGGACAUCUCUAAAAAAAAAAAAAAACGAGGGGGUGUUCGACACCAUUUAUCAGGUACUUAUAAUGCAGUCCUGAGAUUCCUCCACGGACAGUUUCACCACCAUGUGGGUCUCUGAUCUUCAACAGGAUAUUAGCCAAAUGUUUGGGGGUAAAACCUGAGACUCCCCACCAGUCGGUUAGAACUGAAGAAGUUUCUUGGAUGAAGGUGAAAUGCUUUCAAGAGCCAGAAAGUAAAGUCCAGUAGCCUGAAGCAUUUUCACAACAGGCUCCUUCACAACUCCACAGGAUUUUUGUUGUUAGCCACGAUGCUAGCACAGCUAAUCCUCCUCCGAUUGCUAAAUCUCAUGAUUGAAAAUGUUUGUUUUUGUUGCAGAUUUAAAUUACUGUAUUUUUAUUUAAAUGUGACAUUACAUUUAAAACGUGUUUCAUACAGUA
Messenger RNA from Acanthochromis polyacanthus (spiny chromis), 4142 nucleotides. RefSeq names its product ras homolog family member Gb (gene rhogb). Lineage: Eukaryota; Metazoa; Chordata; Actinopteri; Pomacentridae. The transcript is spliced from 5 exons. The coding region runs from base 290 to 865 and encodes 191 amino acids. Gene Ontology annotation, cellular component: cell projection; plasma membrane; cytoskeleton. Gene Ontology annotation, biological process: regulation of cell shape; small GTPase-mediated signal transduction; regulation of actin cytoskeleton organization. Gene Ontology annotation, molecular function: GTP binding; protein kinase binding; GTPase activity. The record is from RefSeq and is a predicted model, not a curated record.